ACUUGUCAUCUGAUGGAAGCCAAAUUUAUGGCGGAGUUUAUGAGAUUGCCCUGCAGAUACACGGGAUGAUUACUGACACGGACAGAGCGCAAGUUUGAUUUUCAGGGUUCAUUUACCCUCCUGAGGACAGGAUGUCUGAUUCGGGCUCUGUUUAGGAUAUUUUCUGGGGAAAGGAAACUUUUAUCUGUUGAAAAUGAUGGAAAAAGUUGGAAUCUUGGGAGUCUUGCUCUUGACUCCUGUAAAGUCUUUCCUGGACUGUCAUCCUAGUGUCAGACUUGUUAAAGAAGAGGAAGAGUGCAUGAGAAAUCUGUUUCAUAAGUCAGUCAAAUCAACAGUCCCCAGACACUCAUCUGUAUUUUUCCUCGGUGAGGACCGUUUACACAGUCGGAUACGCUCUCUCUCUCAUCUCCCUCUCCAUCGCCAUCGCCAUAUUGUGUCUGUUCAGGAAACUGCACUGCACUCGCAACUACAUUCACAUCCAGCUGUUUCUCUCCUUCAUCCUGAAAGCCAUCUUCAUCUUCGCCAGAGACACGUUGCUGUUUUCUGAAAGUACUUACCACUGCAACUCCUACCCGGUGGCCUGUAAGUUUGUGCCGAUCUUCUCCAACUACUGCAUCCUGGCCAACUACAGCUGGCUGCUGGUGGAGGGUCACUUCCUGUUCACGUUAGUCUCCCGCUCCUUCUUCUCCCUGAAGAAACACCUGAUCUGGUACAUCGUCCUCAGCUGGGGCUUAUCGCUCAUCGUGAUCGUCACCUGGUCGUGUGCCAAGUACUUCUAUGAAGACGAAGGCUGCUGGGAAACGGGAAGCCACGAAUGGAUUUUAUGGAUCCUACGAGUGCCAGUUUUGCUAACGAUAUGUAUGAACCUCAUCUUUUUUUUGGGCAUUCUGAGGGUUCUGGUGAGCAAACUCCGAAUGCCCGACGCCCGGAGGAAUGAAUUCAGUCAGUACAAGAAGCUGAUCAAGUCCACGUUCUUCCUGGUGGCCGUGUUCGGCCUGCAUUACAUCGUGUUCGUGUUCCUGCGCGUGGAAGCCAGCAGCUACGUGUCCAAGAUAAAGAUGUUCGCCGAGCUGGUUCUGUCGUCCACGCAGGGUUUGAUGGUUGCAACCCUCUACUGCUUCAUGAACGGCGAGGUGCAGCAGGAGUUCAAGAGGCGGUGGAGGAGGUGGAAGCUGGUGCGCCACCUUCCGAACCGGCCGCGGCACCACCACGGCUCCAUCAGCCACAGCGGCUCCGCCAACACCCAGGUGUCCCUGCUGCCCUCCUCCCCGGGGAGCCAGACCAGCAGCGUCCAGCCUGUGGACACUCUGGAGAUGUGAUGGAGGGACCAGAAAACACCCAAAAAUGGAAGUUUAUUCCGACACGAUUCAAUUUUCCUUAAAGGAACUCUAAACUAUUUAUUUGGCCAAACAUUUAAUUUGCUUUUUGUUUCCACCUCGUAAAACUUUGAGCUUUUCCAACAUCAAACAUAUACUAGAAUAAACAUGAUAGUGUAUAUAUUUACUAUAAAGUUGUGGUAAAUCUAGAGGUAGAGUGCAAAUUGGUGAUUUAAACUGGUGUAAACAAGUUGUGUGAAACUAUAAAAACUCAUAAAUCUCUUUAUAAUGUUAUAAACGACCUAUUUAUUUAUUUUAUUAGGAAAUAUAAUCUUUAAAAGAGACUAGAUUUCAUCCUGGGAGGAUCAGACAAUGUUUUGUUUUAAAAAAUAAAGAAAUAUAUCCCA
Messenger RNA from Oryzias melastigma (Indian medaka), 1723 nucleotides. Its product is annotated as vasoactive intestinal polypeptide receptor. Lineage: Eukaryota; Metazoa; Chordata; Actinopteri; Beloniformes; Adrianichthyidae. Gene Ontology annotation, cellular component: plasma membrane. The record is from RefSeq and is a predicted model, not a curated record. Gene Ontology annotation, biological process: adenylate cyclase-modulating G protein-coupled receptor signaling pathway; cell surface receptor signaling pathway. Gene Ontology annotation, molecular function: G protein-coupled peptide receptor activity; secretin receptor activity; peptide hormone binding.